AUGAAGUCAGGCGCAAGACUUGAAAAAAGUGGAAAAAUAUCCAGAAUUCCUAAUGCAUUUAUCGCAUUUCCCAUGGAUGUCUGUCGCGAACUUCGUGUUUCGUGUUAUUGGCGAUUGCAGCAUGAGUCAUCCUCAACUUUCUUUUAUGUGCAAGGCUUCAUGGGACAAUCAACCAGAAUAUGCCCAGUGGCAUCAUAUGAGCAGAUACCAUUUUUAAAUGACGAAAUGAAUGAAAAUGUAUCAAACGCAGCAUCUGGUCAUGCUCUUCCUAAUUGGAUCCAUCAUAAAGAAAAUCCAAAUUCAACUAUUGAAGAUUCAUCAAAUUUAAAUAACUUUAGGCAACCUGAAAUUAAUUCGAAUAUAACUCUUCCAGCUGAUUUACAAAAAUCGCGUUUGAAGGUAGGCCAAUCUUCAUAUUUUGAUCCUUCUUCCGGCGACAUUAAUUUUGUUUCAGUGAAUUCGGAAUAUGUAAUGUAA
Ambispora leptoticha is the source of this 477-nucleotide messenger RNA. Lineage: Eukaryota; Fungi; Glomeromycota; Glomeromycetes; Archaeosporales; Ambisporaceae. The record is from the annotation of a GenBank genome assembly.